CUGGUAUCCCUGGCUUUCCUGGUCCUCCUGGGGCUUCAGGUUUACCUGGUUUGAGGGGGACACCAGGUCUUACAGGUGGCCCAGGUUUGAAAGGUGAACGUGGCAUUUCUGGGGAAAGAGGAGAAAUGGGAUUCCCUGGCUUAUCAGGACAAAAGGGUGAGCCUGGAGUUCAAGGAUUCCCUGGACCUCAAGGACCACAGGGACUCCAAGGCCCAUCAGGAGAUGCAGUGAGAGUUGUGGGCCCUAUUGGACCAAUGGGGCCCAUGGGACCUCCUGGUUCACCAGGUUCACCAGGAUCAGAGGGAGGAAAAGGACAGCAAGGUUCUCAGGGUGUUCAAGGAGAAUCAGGGCCAAGAGGGCUUGAUGGCAACCCUGGAAGGAGAGGUCCAAAGGGAGACCCUGGGUCUCCUGGGGUACAAGGACCUAGGGGUAUUGCAGGAGAACCAGGAAUCAUGGGUCCACCAGGUCCCCCAGGAGUGGAAGUUGCUGGGGAGGUUGUCCUGGGUCCUCCUGGGGCACCUGGAAGACCUGGAGAGUCUGGGAUACCUGGAUUGCCUGGAGAGAAAGGAGAGAGGGGGGCAAGGGGUGACAGGGGAGACCCAGGACCAUUAGGUGACAAAGGGGAAAGAGGUGUUGGUGGUAAUCCUGGCAUCAAUGGUCAGCGUGGUGAACCAGGCCUCAUUGGGUUGACUGGUGCCCCUGGUCAGAAGGGGGAGCAAGGGUUCAUUGGACUGCCUGGUGGACAGGGUCUUCCUGGGGAAAUGGGCAAACCAGGUUCCAUGGGUUUGACUGGUCCUCCAGGAACUCGUGGCCACAAGGGAGAUAGAGGAGAAAGUGGCCCACCAGGUUUACCAGGGGACAUUGCCAGGGCAGGAGAAACAGGCCCCACAGGAGAGCAAGGGUUACCAGGUUCACCUGGGGUUCCUGGAAUCCAAGGAUUGCCUGGACCACCUGGGCCAACAGGUCCCCCUGGAGAAAGAGGAGUUCCUGGUCUACCAGGACACAAGGGUCCUCAAGGAACUGAUGGAGUGCCAGGCUUGCAAGGUCAAAAGGGAGACGUUGGGCUAAGGGGAGAAACUGGAUCAUCAGGUUUGGAUGGUUUAGAUGGUCCUCCUGGAAGCCCAGGAACACCUGGUGCAAAGGGAGACAUGGGGAGGACUGGAGAUCCUGGAAUUUCUGGGCCAAGAGGUUUGCCUGGACCACAGGGACAAAAUGGAGAUGUUGGACCUCCAGGUCCAAUGGGAUUAAUGGGAAUACCUGGUAAAACAGGUCCAGCAGGACCAGCAGGCCCUCCAGGACCCCCAGGAGAAAUGAAGACACUUGAUGGCAAUAUUGUUGGUCUGCCAGGGGAAAGAGGAUCCCAAGGAAUGCCUGGACCAAUGGGAAUACCUGGUGAAAGAGGCAGUGAUGGUGAGAGAGGGCCCCUGGGACCUGCUGGACAACAAGGACCUCCUGGUGUAUCUGGUCCACCUGGAAUCCCAGGUGCAUCAGGGGCUAGGGGAGAACCUGGUCAAAGUGGUGAAAAUGGCAGACCUGGCAGAGUUUAUACUGAAGAAGAUCUCAAGGAUAUCUGUGCUAGUGUCCUAAAAGAUCACAUGGCAGAAUUGACUGCAAAAUUGACCGGCCCCAGGGGAAUUCCUGGUGUGGGCAGGAUGGGGAGACCAGGACCACAAGGAGACCCUGGCCCUCAAGGUGAUCCUGGUGUGUCAGGUAUUCCUGGUGAAAGGGGCUUAAUGGGGAUGCAAGGUUUCCAGGGUUCACCAGGUAGCAUUGGACCAAAAGGAGAAAUGGGUUACAAAGGAGAACAGGGCAUUCAAGGAGAAAGCAAAAUAGGACCAGCAGGGCCUGCAGGCAUUCCAGGGAACUCUGGGAUGAUUACCCAGCUAGAAACUGACCUCCAGGGCCCCCAGGAAUUGGAAUCCAAGGAAGGCCAGGUGACAGGGGUGAACAAGGCAAACCAGGAAUGCCUGGACUCAGGGGUGCACCAGGAGCCCAAGGGCCUCCAGGCUUUUGACCAGGUCCCGGGGGUCCUUAACCUUAGGUUCCUUCCGGUCCACUGUCCCCACUUGUUCCGUUUGGUCCUUACGGACCUGAGUCCCCACGUGGUCCUCGGGUUCCCGGAGAUUCAGAACUAG
Notodromas monacha is the source of this 2135-nucleotide messenger RNA. Lineage: Eukaryota; Metazoa; Arthropoda; Ostracoda; Podocopida; Cyprididae. The record is from the annotation of a GenBank genome assembly.